This is a messenger RNA of Anastrepha ludens (Mexican fruit fly), 3234 nucleotides long. RefSeq names its product ATP-binding cassette sub-family B member 6 (gene Hmt-1). Gene Ontology annotation, biological process: heme transport; transmembrane transport. The transcript is spliced from 9 exons. The record is from RefSeq and is a predicted model, not a curated record. Gene Ontology annotation, cellular component: membrane. The coding region runs from base 394 to 2937 and encodes 847 amino acids. Lineage: Eukaryota; Metazoa; Arthropoda; Insecta; Diptera; Tephritidae. Gene Ontology annotation, molecular function: heme binding; ATP binding; ABC-type heme transporter activity.
UUUGCCAUUGACUGUUGGUCAGCUGUGCAAUAAUUAAAGCAACCGCAUUUUUGUUGUGUGAGAGAAAUUUAAUUUUCUCCGAUUAAAAAUUAAAAAAAUAAAUAUUAUUUUAAUUUAAAGCAGCGGAUAGUGAAGUGCAUUAUAGCCAGUGAAAUAAUACUAAGUUUAUAGCCCGUAGAGGGCAAAUAGCGCAAGAGUAGAGCACCAUUAAAAAUUGAAAGUCAUCCCCAAGAAGAAAGACUCAAAAUUAAAACGCUUUCCGCAAAGAGAAAAAAGUAAAGGCAUACAAAACUUUAGUCAGGCAGCAGUUCCAUGUAUGUGAACAAGUGAAAUAACGAAAAAUAAUAUACGCAGAAUUUCUUGAACGCUGCAGCAAACGAGAACACCAUCAAAAUGCUCUACUGUCCGCCGAAUGUUACGUUUUCCCAAGUUUGGAUUAACAAUGGUAUUUCGCAUUGUUUCAUGGAUACGGUCGGCAAUGCAGUAGCAAGUGGUUUCAUCCUACUCUUGGGCACAGUACAGCUAUUAAUGUAUCGCAAAUAUGCCACACGCAAUGAUCCCACACAUAUCACCAAAUCGCGUCUUUACGCCUUACAACUCUUCCUACUGUUCUUCUUUCCCAUGUUGGCAUUGCUUCGAUUUUUCUUGAAUGCGCGCAUCUAUAAUGAUCAUGCGGUUUAUGGUUAUAUGAUACUGUCAACGGUGUUAAUUUGUAUAUCCUAUCCCUUUUCUAUUUGCAUUAUUUUAAAAGAGCGCUUCUAUCAAUUGCCAUCGCUACCAACUCGUGGCCAUGGUCUCAUUUUAUUGCUGUUCUGGACUUUGGGAUUUAUCAAUGAAUCAUUGGCGUUUAUAAAUUUGAGACAUGAAGACUGGUGGUUCUCACUAAAAACCAAUAAAGAUCAAAUUGAAAUGGGCCUCUUCGUUACACGCUUCAUUACCUCGCUGCUGAUCUUCAUACUGGGCCUUAAGGCACCUGGCAUUAUGCGCCCUUAUGUGCAACUCGAUGAACCAGCCAAUAAUGAGAACACCAACAAUGUCCCACAAGGCUCCACUUUUCGCAAUGCUUUCAGAAAAUUGGGCAAAUUAUUUCCGUAUUUGUGGCCAAAGAAGGAUGGCUUACUACAGUUAACCGUUAUUGUCUGCAUACUGUUGGUAAUAUCUGGGCGUGUUAUCAAGCUGUUUUUGCCAAUUUACCGCAAAAAGUUAGUCGACAGUCUCACCAUACCGCCCAUACUCUUUCGUUGGGACUUCGUGCUCAUCUAUGUGGCCUUGUCUUUUGUCCAAGGUGGCGGCACAGGCACUAUGGGGCUCUUCAAUAACUUGCGCUCCUUCUUGUGGAUACGCGUGCAACAGUAUACAACUCGGGAAAUUGAAGUAGAUUUAUUUAAUCAUUUGCAUCAGCUCUCGUUGCGCUGGCAUCUACAACGCAAAACAGGCGAAGUGUUGCGUGUUAUGGAUCGUGGCACGGACUCCAUUAAUAAUUUGCUAAACUACAUCAUAUUCUCCAUUGCACCUACAAUUAUCGAUUUGCUGGUGGCUGUGAUUUACUUCAUUUAUGCCUUCAAUUGGUGGUUCGGGCUGAUUGUGUUCCUCACCAUGUUCCUGUAUAUUUUGGCCACCAUUCUGGUUACCGAGUGGCGUACACAAUACCAACGUCGCAUGAAUUUAGCCGAUAAUGAGCAGCGUGCACGCAGCGUUGACUCUCUGUUAAAUUUUGAAACUGUAAAAUACUAUGGUGCUGAGCAGUAUGAAGUAGAAAAAUAUCGUCAGGCCAUUUUAAAAUAUCAGAAAGAAGAAUUUCUCUCAAUGUUCACACUCAACUUAUUGAAUACGUCGCAAAACAUCAUACUCUGCCUUGGGUUACUUUGUGGAUCAAUGCUUUGUGUCUAUCUUGUCGUACAUCAUCAAACACUCACUGUUGGUGAUUUUGUGCUAUUCUUUACCUAUCUAAUGGAUCUGUAUAUGCCGCUCAAUUGGUUUGGUACCUACUACCGAGCCAUACAAAAGAACUUCGUCGAUAUGGAAAAUAUGUUCGAUCUGCUAAAAGAGGAUCAAGAAGUGUUUGAUGCGCCUGGAGCUGCGCCGCUAAUAACCGCUGGUGCAGGCAUUGAGUUCGCUAAUGUUACAUUUGGCUAUACUCCAGAAAAGAUUGUAUUGCACAAUGUGAGCUUUAUUGUGCCCCCUGGUAAAACCGUUGCUAUUGUUGGGCCAUCUGGUGCAGGCAAGAGUACUAUCGUGCGCUUACUUUUCCGUUUCUACGACGUGCAAUCAGGUGCCGUGUUAAUCGAUGGCCAGAAUAUAAAGUUAGUACAGCAGCAAAGUUUGAGAAAGGCAAUAGGCGUAGUACCGCAGGACACAGUUCUCUUCAACAACACCAUUUACUACAACAUCGAGUAUGGCAAAAUUGGUGCACGUGCCGAUGAAGUAUACGAGGCCGCACGCUUAGCCGAUAUUCACGAUCGCAUUCUAAGCUUCCCCGAGCGCUAUGAAACAAAGGUGGGCGAACGCGGUUUACGCCUGAGUGGUGGUGAAAAACAACGUGUCGCUAUAGCGCGCACAUUGCUCAAAGCGCCGGUGCUGGUGUUGCUCGAUGAAGCCACAUCAGCGCUUGACACAAAUACUGAACGCAAUAUUCAAUCGGCUCUAUCGCGUGUUUGCGCCAAUCGCACGACAAUUAUGAUUGCGCAUCGUCUCUCCACAAUUAUAAAUGCCGAUGAAAUACUCGUGCUGAAGGAUGGCAGCAUUGCAGAGCGUGGACGACAUGAAGAACUUUUGCAACGCAAGGAUGGCGUCUAUGCUGAGAUGUGGAUGCAACAGCUCAAGAACUUGGAGAGUGACAAGGAAAACGAGAGUGCGCCCGUUAAACCCGCGCCGGAUGGUAGUGGAAGUAGCGGCGCUUUAUUACGCGCCGGACAUGCGCAUGGAGGUGCUCGUUGAAGUCGUUAUGCAAGAAAAAAAAUUAGCAAGUGCUUAUGCUCAUACAAUUAUGGACUUUAUAUGUAUAAGAAUUUAAUUCUCGGCUGACAUGCGAAAGACGCAAAAUUAUAAUUUAGAAAUUUACUUGUACUUGUAUGCUUACCAAGCGUAACCGUAAAUGCUAUGUUUGUAAAACUGUUGGAUGAAUGGUGUAAUGGUAUGUUAUUGAACUGUAUGUGCAGAUUGUGGUUUGUACUAUGGAACAUUUUAGAGAUAUGUAUUAGAAUUCUACUUUAUAAAAAUAAAACACUUAUAAAA